AUAGUCACAGUGGUGCACUGAAGUCACAUAUAGACAACCACAACUUUUAAAUGGCCAGUUUAAAAAAAAAAUAAAAACCUAUAUAGGCCUAUCAGCAUUCUUACGAAUAGGCUACAUGGCAUUUAUAUAGCCUAGUUAUAGCAGUAGGACUCUCUUUUUGUAGUUUUGAAUUCAUUUUUCAUAUUUGUUUACCCUUUUGAAUUGGGUGGAAGAUUGACAUCAAAAUAAGUUCAUUUUUAUUAAAAGUCCAGGCUUUACACCUUUUCAUUGUUGUCUUUUUAUGAUUAAUUUUAGGGUUAACAAUUGAUAAUAUCCUGUUAGAAAAUUAGGCUACUAAUAGGCUAUGUAGGCCACUUUUAACUAGCCUAAAUAUGUACUUUUUGUACUUAUAUGCUACAAUUUAGAGGUAAAUAAGAUUUUAUGUACUUUAGGGAACUCUCCCGGUGACAGCUUUGUCGUAAUAAAUUCAUGCAACAUUGUGGAUGAGAAAUUUAUUUAUUAACAAUUUUAGUUUAAUAAUAUAGGAAUACAUCAAAGUUUAAACAGAAUGUGUUUACAACACUCCUGUCUCUCCUCAGUGGCUUUUGAGUCUUUGGCACAUUUUUGAUUGAAGAGAGGAAUGUUGUAAGCCAGCUCGCUCAGUAGGCCCUUGGUGUUUGAGCGUUUAAUCUAUCUGUAACUUCCUGGUUAUAGGUGUUUUGUCUCUGCGUGACACAGCGAUCCGCUGCAUGCCCUCAUGUCUGGCCAAACAGCUGCCUGAACCGCUGGAAGCCACAGGAACAGAUGGCCUUUACCUGACAGAGGAAAAGCCGACCUGAGGACACACAAUCAGUCUUAAAGGAAUGAAAGUACAAAACAGGCGUAUUUGGUAUUAUUUUAAAAAGUUUAUUUAAAUGUAAUCAGCACAAAAAUGUAGAUAGGCCUAUACAAUUUAAAUAUUUUAUCAGUCAGACUAAUGCUUUCCUCUUUCUGCCGGUAAGACGAUUAUUAUGUGAUGCAAUCAUGGUCUGAGAUGUAAAGAUGACUUAUUGGGCUAUAAAGUUAAACAUUGUUACCUCAUAGAACAAGUCUAAAUAUUGCCUUAACUUUGUUGAAUAUUCUUGUAUGUGAUUAUAAUAAUCUUUUAUUAUGAUUAUUAAAAUAAUUUUAUAUAGUUUUCGUAAUAAUCAUAAUAUCUUAAAUCACUUAGCAUUAGUCUCAAGUGGAAAAACUCAUUAAAUGAAUAAGUAGCCUACACGUAGUGAUCACUACGCGCCCUCUAGUGGACGGAACGAUAGAUGCUACUGUAUUUAAUUCAAUUCAAAUCAGUUCAGUUCAAAUCAAUUCUGUUUAUUUCGGUCCUUACAGACAACUUUUCACAAAAAUAAAUAAAUAAAUAAAUAAAUGAACAUUACUUCCGAAAAAGGUGUAGGCAGAAGCCUUGCUUAUUAAGCCUACCCUUUAUACAUAUUUAACCGAUGGACGUCACUUUGCCACUAGUUCAAACACUACUGCUUAUUUCAGUUUGAUGAAAGACGUCAUUUUGUCAUCUAUGGUGUUCUUAAUCACAGUAAAGACACUGAUGACAAUGUGGCGUGAUUUUGUGUGUGUGUGUGUGUGUGUGUGUGUGUGAUAUGGUAUGGUGUCGCUUGUGGUGUUAAUGGCUGAAUAAAUGAAAAAUAAUUAUUGAAUAAAUGUUUUGUGCUAUUUUAAAAGAAGAAGACAUUUAAAAUAUUAUUUAACAUAAUAGUACAUUUGCUUUAUACAGAAUCAAUUUCUAUAAAAAAAAAACACAAUUUCAUAAUGCUAAUUAUUUUUGCAAGGUUGUCAUUUUUAAAAUAGAAUUUUGUCACCUGAUAUACUUCUGAAUUUAAUUACCUUUUGUGAUUUUAUUUUUAAAUAAUUGCACAAUGCCUGAUUCCUCUUUUGUCUGUUAACACAGAUGAAUCCUCAAUAUUUACUUUCCUGUGCAAAUCAAUUUCUUCACCCUGAGUUCUUCUUCAAAGGCCAGUUUGGGGCAAAAACUGGCUUAAAACUGAAUUUAGAUGUGUUCCAUAGUCUAUAGAACUGCUUCAAAAGGUUGAUAAUGAAUUAACCUCCACUUCAUCUGCAUCAGCAUCCACCCCAUCACCCAUAAUGCAGUUCACCUGUUCAAUGCAAGGCCUAGCGCAAAUAACAGAAUAGUCUUUAAUGACUGGUAAAAGUCAAUAAAAUAUAGAAGUACAGCAUGGAAUUUGUUCACUGCCUCUAAAGAGAUUUAUUUGCGAUAAGUCCCUUUCCGUAAUUAGAAAGAGCAUUUGUCACUCGUUCCAGUGAAAGUGUUUAUCUGUGCAUAUUUGAUGGCGUGUAAAAUCGUGUGAGUGUCGAGUGACGGGCUUUCAGCGGAAAUCAGAAUGCAGCUUAUCAGAAAUCAGAACAUGUCAUGUGUGACAUUUGCUAACCACAAAAAUAAGAAUUCUCAUCAAAACAAACUUGUCGUUUGCUCUUGUGAGGACAGUCCCAUUUAUGUAAAUUUUAUUUCUUGUGUGUGUGAGUGUCUGUGUGAUUGCAGCAUCCGUUUUCGUAAUUGUUUGCUUUAAAUGAAGCCAGUUAAGUUUAGUCAUUAUAUGAUCUGGAUGCAUUGAUCCAGCUUUAUUGCAGUGUGCUUUAUUAGAAUUAAAUAUGCUAGGUCCUAAAAAUUUAUAUUGAAACGAUCACAUCCUGCUAUGAAACAGCAACAGAUUGAAAUAUCUGCACUAAAUGUGUCAUACACAAAACCCGCCUCAGAAUAGUAGAAAACUUUAACCUAUGAAGAUGUCCUCUGCUAGAAAGGUCACUCACUAACGGUCGGUUAUUGGUGUUUACUACAGUGAAAGCUGUGGUAAGCGGAGUUUUUGGAAGCCUUGAAAAUGGCAGUUUUGCUGGUGAAUGGGUACCCGCUGUUAGAAAUUAAGAUCAAAGUUUCACAUGAAAAACAAAACACUGUGAGACCCAGUUUUCAAAAUUCCAGACAGUUUCACAUUACAUUCACAUUCAACAUCAGCGUUGGCACUUUGGUCAGGCACUGGUUGGUACUUUGUGUGAUAAUUCUCACAUAUGAAUAUUGGGUCAUGUUGUUUCAGUGGCUACUCCUACAAAAGGAUCCGAAUCAGCUGAAUCAGAGAACACCUACAAUAAGAAAUACUGAGUCAUAAUACUUUAAACACAAUUGACUCAUAUUUGUGUAAAAAAAAAAAAAAAAAAGAUAAAUAUCUACUAAGGCAGAUAUGCGUAUAACCAGAAACAUACAGAUGCGAGCCAAGAAAAUGUCAUGCUUUAAAAGUAGCAUCCUUACUGCUAAAGAACAAAAGGUUUAAACAUGUUGCAGUUCUGCCCAUUGCAGCUUAAAGAUUUUAAUGGUUGCCAAGUCCGUCAAUGCACUUUGUUUAGUUGAUCUUCCCCAGGGAUUUUCUUCAGCUUGUUUCAUUCAGUGAGGAAGUGCAACAAUAUUCUCACUAAGGAUAUUUUAUACUGUGAAAUAUUACAUUGUGAAAUCUGUACACAGCAAAGAUAUAACUUUCUAACUCGCCCUCAUGUCGUUCCAAACCUUUGUGAUUUUCUGUGUGAAGAGAGUUGGUUUUCUAACAACAUUGCUGAAUUGAUUUUCAUUGAAUGGGCAGUGGACUUUUUAGUUUAUAUCUUUAUGUGUGUGUGUGUGUGUGUGAUUGUGUGUGUGUGUGUGUUCCACAGAACAAAGAAAGUCAUAUAGGUUUGGAACAACAUGAUUAAAUGAUACCAGAAUUUUCAUUUCUGGGGUGAAUCAUUCCUUUAUUAAACACUCAUGUCAUUAUGCAGUUGACUGUGUACAUUGCUAUUAUGCUGUUACUGUAUAUUUUUGGCUGUUGUAACCUUUGUUCUGCGUUGUGACUCUGCGUCUUCUUAUACCACAUAUUGAAGGAGAGAAAUGACAAUAAAGUAACUUUCAUUUGAAUGGCAGAGCGGUACAGGAAACGGUUAAUGCAUACUUUUCUUCAUAUGACAGGUGAUGAUUUUGCCUUGACGGUUGUCACUUAUUUUCCUUUUUACAGUGAAUUUCAACUGUAAUGUACAAAGAAUUACCUGCAUAAUUUUUAAGAAUCAUUCAUUGGUUUUUAUGUAAUCAUUUAUGUAAUUUCCAGGGAGCAAUUGUUAUUUAAAUUCUGGUUACAUUUCUGAAUACAGAAGAGAACAUUGGAGGGAAAGAGAUUUACAGUCAAAACGAUAAUGAUCAUGAGACUUUAUAAUGAUGAGGUUUAUUAUUAUUGAUAAACUUGUUUUUGUAAUGACACAGAAACAUUUUAUGCAAAUGCCUCCAAACACGUAAAUCAUAUGUAUGUAAAUCAUUUUAUUGUAUAUUUAAAAUGAUGCACAAAAGAUGUUGGAAACUUAAAUGGAAACAUAAACGUCUCUUAAACGUCAUUAACAAAAUAAUGUGUGGGACUCUUUUUUUUCCUUUAAAAAUUAUGCUUUUGACAUAUUCACUGUUUGGUGCCGUAUAUAAGCACCUGGUCGUUGGAACGUGUUGUUUAUGAAUACCCUCACUGUGUUGUUUGUGGAACAUUUCUUUCUAUUUCCUUUGUGAUGUCACAGAGUAUUUUCUGAGUAUAAAUAAGUUCUGGAUACUAACUACUGGCAAUGACACAUUCUAUGUGGGAAGGUGGCAACUUCAGAUUGUCAUUUUUAUCCUAUAAAGAUCCUUUCACUCUCAUUUUUAACCAGAACAGCACAGGAAGACAACGACUGACUACAAAGGCGCAAGUCUUUUUCAGACUCUUGACUUCAGGAAUGCCUCAGUCUGAGAGAGAGAGUGACAAAAGAGUGAGUGGGAGAGAAAAUGAACGACAGCCACCACUAAAAGAAGAGCGCGACGCAUCUCCCCCUCUGUUAAACGAAUCCUCUUCACCCCAACAUGUGGAACAUCUUUCUUCUGGAGUACGUUCUGUGAGUGAGCUUCAUUCUGUGAGAGCUGCUGAUGAGCAACGGAUGCAGUUUCUUCAGGUGGUGUUUCAGAAUUCUCCGGCUGGUCCGAUCAGGCCGUCUGUACUUCGCUCUACAGCUCUCCUGCUUCAGGCAAAUGAGAGCCACCAAACAACCAUGAACAGAAGAAAAGACACAGGUCCCAGUGAAGCUGUUGCUGGAUCAAGCCAGCACAGGAAACAGUUUCCCAGAUUUCAGUCUCACAGCCCCGUCGAGUCCGAAACCCAGAGAUCCAGCUCUCUUUUUGUAAACGGACAAUGUCGCUGGCCAAGCUGUGACAGAGUCUUUGAAGGCUAUACUCAUUUUCUAAGACAUCUAAACCGAGACCACAGCACAGAUGAGAAAACGAUUGCACAGUGGCGAGUUCAACAAGACCUUGUGCGCCACAUGGAGAAUCAGCUCAUUCAGGAGAAGCAGAAACUUCAUGCCAUGCAGCUUCACCUUCAGCUGUUUGAAUGCGUCUCGACACGUACCGGAGCUGCUACAGGCUGGGGGAGGCCGCUGGCACUAAAUUUGCCCCCGUUGGGGGAGCCAGAUGGCAGGACAGAGAGAGCUAGUGUAGCGCCGGUACGACAGGAACCCUGCCACAUACCCCCACCACACCUGCUGCCAGAUUUUGUUAGCAGUGUUGAAUACUACAAAUAUGCUAACUUGCGACCUCCAUAUACAUAUGCUUUCUUAAUCAGAUGGUCAAUCCUGGAAGCUCCAGACAAACAGCGGACGCUAAACGAAAUUUACAACUGGUUCACAAGAAUGUUCUUCUAUUUUCGUCAUAAUUCUCCUACAUGGAAGAAUGCUGUGCGACACAAUCUUAGUCUCCACAAAUGCUUUGUGCGGGUGGACGGGAGGACAGGGGCGGUGUGGACAGUGGAUGAGGAAGAGUUUCAGAAGAGAAAAGGGCAGAAAAUCCACAGGGACUACACUUUUAAAUGGCUGACACCCUUCUCCUACUGCCCAUCCCAUGAAGCCUCAGAUGUAUCAAUAAAAGCCACAAAUUCUCAGUAAAACAUUUUCCAAAUGUUUAGUGUAGUAGACUAUGCAGAAAAAAUGGGGUUCAACUAGAAUGUAGAGUUUUAGGUAUGAUCCUUUAGGAUAGCUGUUAAUAUUAAUUUUUGCAUCUCUAUCUGAAAAAAAAGUAAAGUUUUCCAUAAAAAAUUACGUUACUGUCUUGUUUUAUGUAAUUGUAUGUAUGUAAUGUAUGUCUAAAAAGUACAUAAAUAUUUAGUCUAUA
Cyprinus carpio (common carp) is the source of this 6184-nucleotide messenger RNA. Its product is annotated as forkhead box protein P3-like. The record is from RefSeq and is a predicted model, not a curated record. Gene Ontology annotation, cellular component: nucleus. Gene Ontology annotation, biological process: regulation of transcription by RNA polymerase II. Gene Ontology annotation, molecular function: DNA-binding transcription repressor activity, RNA polymerase II-specific; RNA polymerase II cis-regulatory region sequence-specific DNA binding. Lineage: Eukaryota; Metazoa; Chordata; Actinopteri; Cypriniformes; Cyprinidae.